AACCGUCACUUUUCGUUCCCACAACCCUGUGCACAGUUUCAUGUGCUUGAAAGGCAUGGCGGUGUUGUUCGUCGGGUCUAUUUUUGUACUUUCCGAGUCGUGAUUUUGUUGCGUUUAGGCGAGAAAAAUCUCCUUUGUCGGUUAACCGCUUUUCCACGCUUUCGGACCAGUCUCAGCAGCAAACAUCAAGGGCUCGCUUUCUGUGUUCAUUGCGCUUUAAAGGGUUCAGCGCUUGUCGAAAGAUAAGCAGCGUAUGAAGCUGGGCUUCGUUUGACCACUUUCUCCCUCGGCUCGUUCUGUACGUCGUUCGAUUGCGUUUGGUGGUUUCAAGACGUCGCAUAUUUGAAUCAACGCCAAGAAAGGGUCAUGGCAGUCCAAAUACAGACGUCCGAGGUGUCCGUCUCGGCUGUGUGCCCGGCGGAAGAUGCUACCGAGGAAUGUGUUCCUAAUUUGGAAAGGGAGUCUGCCGACGAACAGACGGAAAUGCACCCAACGGAAGACGAUUCUUCAGCGGUCGAUGACCCAGAUGUCUCGGAGGAUGCAGAGCCAAGGGGCGAUUCCAGUCUGCCCAACGGGGAAGUAGAAGCUGCAGAGGCUGCAGCGACCCACCCUGUGGUGAGGGACCCAUCUGUGGAGAAGCUCAUGUGCUCGUUCAGCAACACGGCGCAGCACAUGAAGCAGGAGAUCAUGGAGGCCCUCAAGUCGAGGCUGGACACGGUGAACAGCGUGACCGAAGGCAAUCCCGCCGAGGAAGAUGCCAUCAAAAAGCUCGCUGUGCUUAAGCUUGCCAUUCAGAAGAGUGCCAGUGAAGCAGCCUCGUCAUCGAAGCCUGCCUGCAGCAGCACUGCCAGGGCGGUGGAAGGGACGCGGAAGAGCCCUUCUCCCCUGCAGGAGAGGCUUUCUGCGGAGAGGUCCCCGCCCCCUGCUGUCGCGGCAGCAGCCAAGAGUGUUCCUAAAGCCCCCUCUCCAGAGAAGCAACAGCCAGCGCAGAAUGCACAUGUUCCUGAACAACCUGCGAGCCCCUGCUGCGGAAUGCGGAGGUCCCUAAACCGCAAGGCAGCGACGCAGGAAACUAACAGCGCCGCAGGAUCAAAGCGCAAGGGAGACCGGGCUGUGGAGAAUGUGCUGAAGUUCCUGGAGCCCCACGAGACGGCGGAGGAGAAGCUGGGGGCCCUUCUGCAGCACUACCUGGGCUUUCAGGAAAGCUGGUGGCACACGCAGGGGAACCUGCAGCGGGCAGAACGCCAGGUGCGCCAGCUGUCGCGGGAGAAGGAGCAGCUGCAGGGCGAGUGCAACCGCGCCCUGCUGGCCAAGAGCAAGCUGGAGGGGCUCUGCCGGGAGCUCCAGAGGCAGGGCAAGCUCAUCAAGGAAGAGUGCAUGCUGAGGAUCCGGGAGGAAGAGGAGAAAAGGAAGGAAGUGGCCGGCAAGUUCCAGGCAACCCUGAUGGACAUCACUGCGGUGCUGGAGGAGAACCAGACGCGCAGCCUCCAGCUCAAGAACGAGAACUCUGACCUCGUGCAGAAGCUCAAGUCCCUUAUCGACCACUACGACCUCUGGGAGAAGAACGUGGACAAGGUGGUGCAGCAGAAGGAGCUGCAGGUUCAGGUGGCCACGACGCACCUGCAGCGGGCCCAGACGCAGCUGCAGCAGGAGCGGCAGCAGUUCCUGCGGGAGAAACAGGCGGUGCUGCAGCAAGUAGCGGACUCCCAGCGGCAGGCGUGCGAGCAGGCCGCGCGGGAGGCCCACUUGCGCCAGGAGCUGUGCCUCUACACCAGCAAGUACGAGGAGUUCCAGGGGGCCCUCUCCCAGAGCAACCAGGUCUUCCGCUCCUUCAAGGCAGACAUGGACAAGAUGUCUAAGAAGAUCAAGAAACUGGAGAAGGAGACCGUGCAGUGGAAAACGCGUUGGGAAAGCAGCAACGCUGCCCUCGUCGACCUCAGUACAGAGAAACAAAAGCGGGACAAAGACCUGGUGGCGGCUCAGCAGCGGGUCAUCACCCUGGAGAAGUUGUGCCGUGCCUUGCAGCUCGAGAGGAACCAACUCAGCCAGAAGGUCAAGGGGGGAGACGCACCCGCCACAGGUGCAGCCGAAGUCGUGGAGCAACAAGCAGAAAGUUGUGAAGUCUCGCACUAGGAGCAGUGGAAGUAGUACGCCCGCGUUUUGUACGAGCGGCUAGUCACCACUCUCAAUAGGAUGCCCCUGCUCACCGGAACAGCAGCAGCAGGGACCCCCUCUUUGUACCUUGGCCACAUCUCUCACACACAUUAUUUAAGACUUCUGUAACAAAUAGUGCGUCAGUACAAACCCCUACAAAGUAUUUGAAUAAAAGGAAUGCGAAGUUCUGAAUGAAAAAA
Ixodes scapularis (black-legged tick) is the source of this 2354-nucleotide messenger RNA. Its product is annotated as alpha-taxilin. Gene Ontology annotation, molecular function: syntaxin binding. NCBI's taxonomy places the organism in Eukaryota, Metazoa, Arthropoda, Arachnida, Ixodida, Ixodidae. The transcript is spliced from 10 exons. Bases 367 to 2133 code for a protein of 588 amino acids. The record is from RefSeq and is a predicted model, not a curated record.